GGGAUGAGAGGUAUAAAUAUUUACCUUUUUUGACAGAAAGAUCCUUUUCACUGAAAUUUCUUCUGCAUUUGCAUGAUUUGUACAUGAUAAAUGUCAUGAGAGUACUGACUCGAGUGAACACAAGUAUGAAGAAUAUUAAACGUCAAAAAAAUGCUGAAUGAAGGGUUGAAAACAACUUUAAGUGGGAAUUAUCGAGCGUGACGGAGUGAUAACUGAAGGACUGGGGACUCCAUUCCCAUAGGUAAAGGGUUCUCGACCCCAUCUUGUCCAAGCCAAGUAUUAUUAUGGAGAUAUUUGAUUAAUACAGACGAGCGAGCAUUGGCGAGGAGAGCAACGGGGAAGGAAUGGAUAAACUGAUAUCGGAGUUGGUCCACUUGGAGGUGGCAGAGCAACAAAAGGUUCUGUCGGCUCUAGUGACACCAUUAUCACCUGAGAAGCAGCUGUCUCUCCUGCUUCCUGCUGUCUCCAGAGCCUCAGGUUAUGUGAAAUGGCGCCUAGCAGUGACACUAGCCUGGCAGGAUACCCCAGACUUAUUGGAGCUUUUGCCUGCCGAACUGCAGGUUAUGGUUCUUCAAUAUUUGGAUGGUCCAAGUCUCCUCACUGCUUGUCAAGUAUGCCAGGGAUGGAACAGAGUAUUGAUGAAUCAUGGGCAGCUAUGGCUAAAGAAGUGUCAGCAGCUUGGGGUCAACAUGGAUCUAUUAUCUCAGGGAACAAACUGGCAUGAAGUCUAUGUGUCAUCUCUACGCCAACUCACAUCUUUAAAGAAUGGCACAGCUUUCGUUGAACGAUUCAUGCAACUCCAAAACUGCAAUAAAGCUGUGAAGGCUGUUGAUUAUCAGGAUGGAUAUUUGUGUACAGUGUCAGAAGAAGACUACGUAAAUAUUUGGCAGCUAGACUUGAACAUCCCUAUCCUAACAUUCCCAGUUGAACGAGCAGUGUCAUACAUCAAGUUCAGACCCAAGCAGUUACUUGUUUGUGGUCAUUUUGUCGGUAUAUUGACUUCAUGGGACUUGAGUGCUAUGGACAAACAGUCUAGUGUAGUGUACAGUGGUGUGAAUAACCAUUCAAGUGAAUAUCAACUACUCAGAUGCAAGUUCAAAAUGCAUGCGGGGCCAGUAUUUUGCUGUGAUUUUUCUAAUGAACUAGACCUUUUGAUAAGUGGUGGUGCAGAUGACUGCAUAAACUUAUGGUGUCUAUCCUCAGGAUUGAAAGUAAAAUCCUUACCCCAUCAGGAGCACUGGGUACUAAGGGUCAUCUUGAUGCCUGUCAUCACUCACUCACAGCAACACUGUGUCAUCUCGAUGACUAGAGACUGUGUCAACAAACUUACAUGGGAUGCACAUUGCAGUGAAAGCUCAGGAACAGCAGAUGUGGGUUCAAGGAAGAUGGGCAGCAUAGACCAAAUUCAGAGUAAAAUGUGUGUCCGUUUGAAUGAAGGAAACCAUAACUUCUUUACCCCUGGUCUUCAUUGUAGCCAGAAAUAUAUUGGACUGAUAAAACAAGACAUUGAUGAAAAGCAUGCUUGCCUAUGUGUGUAUGACAUAGAAAAUUUUGACCUUAAGUAUAAUAUUACCUUGAAUUUUAAAGUGAAAAAACUCCUUGCACUUGGCAACAGAUAUGCCUUACUUCUCACUGUAGGAUGUGUUCUGUAUUCCUCAACCUUAAUGGUGGUUGAUAUUGUCACUGGAGAAAGCAUUGGUUCUCACACCAUUCCACAUUCAAAAAUGACCACACCAGAUGGAGCACAGCUCAGACAGUCGAUGGUCGGUGAUGUGGAGUGGUUGGACGGUCUCAGAGGUCAGGUGUGUCCGAGUUCUGCUACACCAGCUGUCAAGGAGGAUGAGGGAGGCGAGGGAAGAGCAGCCGAAGAGCAGUAUGGCGUGCGCGAGGACCUAGGAAACCUGGGUUUAGAUGCAAGAAUUCAACAACUGAACAUUUCUAGUGCACCCGAAAAGAGUUCUCUGACGCUGGAGAGGCCGAGUCGUCUCGUGCUGGCAGCCGGCGUGCAGAGCGAACCAGGCAGCGUUGGCCAGUUUCUAUGCACUGAUGUCACAUUUUACAAGAAUUGUAGUUUUAUUGAAAUGCUUAUUGUGACAGAUCUUUUCCUAGAAUAUUUCAUGUUAGUGUAUACGACCUCAAUGAACGAUAUCUUAUCAUCUCUUCACCACAUUGUAAGUCUCUUGUUACGUAUUGAGACGCAGCAGCCCUUAGUGUCUGAAGGAGUCCUUUUGUUUCCCAGCAUUCUGAUCGCAGUGACAGUACAGUCUUUGAAUGAAUUGAGACUUCGAAUCCGUCUUACCCUCUACAAAAGUUAUGGUCGUCAACGUGUCAACGAAGGGCAAGUUGGCCGAGGUAAUCCCGAAAAAGAAGUAGUGUUCAUCCGAGAAACACACAUUAGACCAUUACACUGCCAAUCGACUGUAAGUCCUGCAAAUGUGCUGAGUGUGAAAUGUGCUAGAGACCUAAGUUUCUGCAAUAGAGUUGAUUGGAGAGUUUUGUGA
Molecule: messenger RNA, 2501 nt
Organism: Penaeus vannamei (Pacific white shrimp)
Lineage: Eukaryota; Metazoa; Arthropoda; Malacostraca; Decapoda; Penaeidae
Source: RefSeq, a predicted model, not a curated record